AUGAACUUCAUGGGAAGAGUUUUCAACUCAAUGACCGACUUAUAUAAAGACAUGCACCCAGGGCAAAUAAGCGGGGCAAACGACAUAGUAGUCACAAGAACAUCAAAGGGGCUAAGCUCAACCGGUUUCCAUGCAAGAUUCGGAAACGUUCAGUCUUUCAAGACCUCCCGUGAAGUCAUUCUAAUAGUCAACGACAGGGUGAUCAAUGUAGAGGCCAAGCUGGACCGAGAAGGAAAUGUGUUCUUCUCUUUCCAGCACAGCCAAAAAAGCCCAAAGCCUCCUCUGGUAAGCGCGCCCUUCAAGUCCUUUAAGAUGCUUAUUGAGUCCGACAAGAACUAUGCGUUUCUCCUAUCUAACUACGAGCGGGUCUAUGAGUGCAUUUUGCACCGGCAGUAUGUGUUCAGCGAGUGCAUCCACAAACAGAUAGCCCCAGACAGGAUCCAGGAGGUCUUCAACGAGCACCGCACCAAAACGUUCCUGGGCGACGACAUGGCGGUUAUUGGGCUGUACGAGGCAAAGGCCGAGGAGAUUGCCUUUUUCAUGCCCUUCUAUCUCUUCAGCGAGCUGUACUUCUGUGUGGAAAGACGAGCCGCCGAGCCUGGCCCCGAGCCAGACGGAAAAGAGGACGUAGGCAAGGGGUACACGGAAAAGUUUCUGGUCAAGCAGCUUCUUAAAAAAAGAGUUGCCCCCGAAAUGGCGCAAGACAGGCGCAAAAAAGAGGUUUAUUUGCCAGAAAAGUAUCUAGAGGAAAUGCAUCUAUCGCCAGGGCCAAACAAAACUGUGUACAGGCUUUCGGGAACGCCCAUAUUCCUGACGUGCAACAUAUAUCUGUGGAACGACAGCGACAAAGUUGUUGUUUCGGACAUCGACGGGACAGUGACAAAAAGCGACAUAGUUGGGUAUAUAUACGGCGCAAUUGGCAAAGACUGGACGCACUUGGGGAUAGCUGCGCUUUACAACAAAAUUGUUGAAAAUGGGUAUAAAAUUAUGUAUCUGUCGUCAAGGCCAAUCGGGCACAUCGGGCUAACCAAAACAUACUUGGAAAGAGUCGAGCAAGAUCAGCAGAACCUGCCUGCAGGGCCUGUUAUCUUGUUUCCUGGAAGGCUGCUUUCGGCCAUAUACAAAGAAGUUGUGCAGGGCCCAGAGGAGUUUAAAAUUUCGGUUAUAUCCGAAGUGAAGGGGCUUGUGCAGAAAGGCCGGAUAUAUGCAGGCUUUGGAAACAAGGAAAGCGACAGGCUUGCAUACGAGAUGUGCGAGAUAGACCCUGGCCGCAUAUUUAUUGUGAACCCGCUAAGCGAAAUAUCCACGGGCAGAAAGGGAAUUGUAAAGUUGACACACCAGGGCCUAUACGACAUUGUAGAGGGUGUGUUUCCGCCUGUGCGCCCCAUGCUGCAGGAUGUGUCGCACAAGUACAUUGGAGAAAGCUGGUGGUCUGCCCGGCCUCAUGAAGACUGA
Molecule: messenger RNA, 1455 nt
Organism: Nematocida major
Lineage: Eukaryota; Fungi; Microsporidia
Product: phosphatidate phosphatase LPIN
Exons: 1
Coding region: 1-1455 (484 amino acids)
Molecular function (GO): phosphatidate phosphatase activity
Source: RefSeq, a predicted model, not a curated record